AUGUUCGCUCACUCUGCCGCUCUCGCUUUUCUUUCGCUGUCUGCCGGGGCCUCUGCCCUGCGCUCUCGCGCAGCAGCCACGCCAAAAGUCAACCCUGACUUAGCUGACGCUGUGACUUCAUGGCCAUUCCCUGCCAUCUGGACCGAGGAUGUGCUUCCCACAAUCAAUUCACAACUAAACCAGAUAUAUACUGCCGACUAUGUCCUAUCAGGGUUGUCAGUCUCACACGAGGAAUAUAACUUCACAAGCUACGACAACUACACUAGCACACUCUCUGUAUUCACUCCCAGCUCUCUCAGUGGACAAACCAAUCGUCGGUUUGUCUACUACAUUCACGGUGGCGGUCUGGUAGCCGGCAACCGCUUCUUCGGAAUCGACUUCAUCCUUCCCACCAUCGAGGCCCUCAACGCCGUCUUGAUCUCCGUUGAAUACCGGCUUGCACCCGACCACCCUGCCCCGGCCGCCAUCCAGGACGUCUACGCCGGACUUACUUGGGCAGUUGAUCACGCUGAGACCCUAGGUCUCAAUGCAUCCAAUGCCAUUGCUUGGGGCACCAGUGCCGGAGGUGGUCUCACUGCCGCACUUGGUAUGAUGGUUCGCGACAAGAAGCCCGAGGGUGUGAGCCUCAAUGGCCUUCUCAUGCACUACCCCAUGCUCGAUAACGCCAUCCCCGAGGCGGAGAAGAGCCUCUUCAGUGGCGAGUCGGCCCCUGUCUGGAGCUCUGAGUCAGACACGAUUGCCUGGAAGGCCUACCUCGGCUCGAACCCAAGCAGUGCCACUACAAGCAACCCAUACCUCGUUCCGGCCAGGGCCACUGACUUGAGCAAUCUUCCCCCAGUCUUCAUUGACGUUGGAAGCGCAGAGCUGUUCCGAAAGCCCGCUCUGACGUUUGCCGAAGGCAUCUGGGAGGCCGGCGGUCUGGUUGAGGUCCAUGUCACCUCUGGCGGAUACCACGGUUCUGAUCUCCUGGCUCCCACUGCUCCCGUUUCUGAGCGCGUUAUCAAUGCUCGCAAGACCUGGGCAAUGGACGUACUUAGUGUUAUUUAG
Messenger RNA from Clonostachys rhizophaga, 1047 nucleotides. The record is from the annotation of a GenBank genome assembly. Lineage: Eukaryota; Fungi; Ascomycota; Sordariomycetes; Hypocreales; Bionectriaceae.